Messenger RNA from Capsella rubella, 1683 nucleotides. Its product is annotated as zinc finger protein CONSTANS-LIKE 16. Gene Ontology annotation, cellular component: nucleus. Gene Ontology annotation, biological process: regulation of DNA-templated transcription. The record is from RefSeq and is a predicted model, not a curated record. The coding region runs from base 185 to 1459 and encodes 424 amino acids. Gene Ontology annotation, molecular function: zinc ion binding; protein binding. NCBI's taxonomy places the organism in Eukaryota, Viridiplantae, Streptophyta, Magnoliopsida, Brassicales, Brassicaceae. The transcript is spliced from 2 exons.
AAACCCACUGACACAAAAGGGUACGCACUUCUUGCGGGACAUCCUCUAAAUCUCAAAACACUCACACUGCCCAAAAUUCUCUAGGACGACACAGAGCAAUCAUUUUGAAGAAAAAGGUUACUGAUCUGAAAACCAAAGCUCUCGUGCUCUUGUCGUUGAUGUUGGUUUUACUCUUUGUAAGAAGAUGAAAAGCUUGGCGAAUGCUGUUGGAGCCAAGACGGCGAGGGCAUGUGACAGCUGCGUGAAGAGACGGGCUCGGUGGUACUGCGCCGCCGACGAUGCUUUUCUUUGCCAAUCUUGCGACAGUUUGGUCCACUCAGCCAACCCUCUCGCUCGCCGGCACGAGAGAGUCCGUUUGAAGACGGCCAGUCCAGCGGCCGCGAAGCAUAGCAACCACUCACCAUCAGCUUCUCCUCCUCACGGAGCCGCGACUUGGCAUCACGGGUUCACUCGUAAAGCUCGGACGCCACGUGGCUCUGCAGGUAAGAAGAAUAAUUUGUCGACUUUUCAUGACUUGGUACCGGAAAUUAGUGUUGAGGAUCAGACCGACAGCUAUGAGCUUGAGCUUGAAGAACAGCUGAUCUGUCAAGUGCCGGUUCUAGAUCCGUUGGUAGCUGAGCAAUUCUUGAACGAUGUCGUUGAGCCGAAGAUCGAGUUUCCUAUGAUCAGAAGUGGUGUGCUGAUCGAUGAGGAGGAGGACAACGCCGAGAGUUGUCUGAAUGGUUUUUUUCCGACCGACAUGGAGCUUGAGGAGUUCGCUGCUGACGUGGAGACUCUGCUCGGUCGCGGGUUAGAGACCGAGUCUUACGCCAUGGAGGAUCUAGGGUUUUCUAAUACAGAGAUGUUCAAAGUCGAAAAAGACGAGAUUGAAGAAGAAGAAGUAGAAGACAUAAAAGCCAUCAACAUGGAAAUAUUCGAUGAUGAUCGAAAAGACGUGGAUGGAACGGUACCGUUUGAGCUAACCUUUGAUUACGAGUCGUCACACAAGACAGCCGAAGAAGAGGAAAUAAAGAAUGUUGAAAGUAGUGGUGAAUGUGUUGUUAAGGUGAAAGAGGAAGAAGGGAAGAAUGUUCUGAUGCUGAGAUUAAACUACGACUCGGUUAUAUCUACUUGGGGAGGCCAAGGUCAACCCUGGACUUCGGGAGAGCCACCGGAACUAGACAUUGACAUUAGCAGUUGGCCACCUGUUUCCAUGGGAGAAACUAAAGGAGAUCUAAGUCAUCAGAAGCAGUACGUUAGUGUGUGUUUACCAUCAAGUGGGUUUGGAGAUGGAGGUAGAGAAGCUAGGGUGUCGAGGUACAGAGAGAAGAGGAGGACGAGGUUGUUUUCUAAGAAGAUAAGGUACGAGGUACGUAAACUGAAUGCGGAGAAAAGACCACGCAUGAAAGGACGAUUUGUUAAGAGAGCCGCGCUUGCUGUUUCCGCUGCUGCAAAUUCACCAUUAGGUGUUAAUUACUGAAUAGUAUGAAUGAAUGAAUGUUCAUGUUAUAUCUCACUUUACAAAUUUUGGUGAGCUUUUUUUUCUUCUGCAACGACAGAAGUUGUUAAUUUAGCACUUAAUUGUGCUUUACGGACUUGGUAUAUGUACAUAGAAGUAACCAAUAAUGUGACUUUUCUUGUAUUAUAUGUAUAGCACUGAUGUAUAUAUUUGGUAAUAAGAAUGUGCAAAGUGGCAUUUUGAUU